Messenger RNA from Nicotiana attenuata, 1455 nucleotides. RefSeq lists its product as uncharacterized. The record is from RefSeq and is a predicted model, not a curated record. Gene Ontology annotation, molecular function: nucleic acid binding. The transcript has 2 exons. NCBI's taxonomy places the organism in Eukaryota, Viridiplantae, Streptophyta, Magnoliopsida, Solanales, Solanaceae. Gene Ontology annotation, biological process: DNA integration. Bases 1 to 1455 code for a protein of 484 amino acids.
AUGAAGAAGAAGGGAAGUAACUCAGGAGCAUAUGCUAAUCAUGUCAAUACCAAUUACAGUCCUACUAUGCAAAAUGCUCAUAAGCAGAUGCAAUUUGGAGGUCUACAGGGUGGGACUGCUACUACACCUGGUUUCCAACCUCAACAAAUACAGAUGAAUGCUGCACCAACUGGAGUCCAUACUCAGCAACAACCAGCUCCUUACUUUACACAGGAGCAAUAUCAGCAGAUAGUGCAGCUACUUAACAAGGGAGCAGAUGAAGGCCCCUCUGCCAGAGCUGCAACUGCAGGUAAACUAAUAGCUCUGUUAUCCAAUCAUGUUAAUCCCAAUUGCAUAAUAGACUCUGGAGCUUCAAAUCAUAUGACAUCCACACUAGAAAUGCUAAGUCCCUGUCAGUCAAUUUCCUCUCAAAAGGGAAGUAAAGUUCACUUGCCAACAGGGGAUGUUGCCUCUAUUACACACAUAGGAAAAGCAAGUGUGCUUAACAAUCAGGAUAUCAACAAUGUAUUGUACAUCCCAGAGUUUAAGUACAAUCUACUGUUAGUAUCUAAACCGACCAAAGAGCUACAGUGUCUUGUGGCAUUUUUUCCUGACUUCUGUAUCUUCCAGGAUCUCUACAAUGGUCAGGUGAAGGGGAUUGGUAAGGAGGACAAGGGACUGUACCUAUUACAAGGCAAGUCAUUAGUAGGUGGUAUAUUCAGUCAUGAUCCAACUCAACCAAGGAAUAAAACUGUGCAGCAAGUAUCUGAGGUGAACUUUGUAUAUAAGUCUACUAUGCCUGAGAAUAAGUCUGCUUGUAUGUCUGCUUGUAUGACUAGUGAACACUCAGAAUCUAGUGCACUGUGGCAUAGAAGAUUAGGCCAUGCACCUAUAGAUGUAAUCAAGAAGCAUACAACUCUAAGUAGUUUGAAGGAUUAUCACACACACUGCACUGUAUGCCCUUUAGCCAAGCAGACAAAGUUACCUUACAAGCUAAGUACAACUACUUCUAAUGCUAUUUUUGAACUAAUUCAUUGUGAUGUAUGGGGGCCAUACAGAGUACCUACAUAUGACAGUAAAAGUACCUGUACCUAUACACCUCAGCAAAAUGGAGUUGCUGAGAGGAGGCACGGGACUAUCUUAGAAAUGGCCAGAGCUUUGAGGUUUCAAGCUGCUGUGCCUUUGAAAUUCUGGGGAGAUUGUGCAUCUACAGCUGUUUACUUGCUCAACAGACUUCCUUCAAGGGUCAUUGGUGGCAAGUCACCCUUUGAGAUGCUUUAUUUGCAUGCUCCCAACCUCACUCAUCUCAGAGUAUUUGGCUGUUUGUGCUAUGUAACUUCACCCAAGGAGCUGGACAAAUUUGCUUCCAGAGCAGUACCUGGUGCAUUUCUAGGCUAUUCCUCAACUCAGAAGGGAUAUAAGGUCUAUGAUCUUCACUCAAGAACCUUCCUUGUCAGCAGAAAUAUGGUGUUUUAA